Molecule: messenger RNA, 6351 nt
Organism: Chelonia mydas (Green sea turtle)
Lineage: Eukaryota; Metazoa; Chordata; Testudines; Cheloniidae
Gene: CDK16
Product: cyclin dependent kinase 16
Exons: 18
Coding region: 239-1933 (564 amino acids)
Biological process (GO): protein phosphorylation; neuron projection development; exocytosis
Cellular component (GO): synaptic vesicle; nucleus; cytoplasm
Molecular function (GO): ATP binding; protein kinase activity
Source: RefSeq, a predicted model, not a curated record
ACGAGCCAGUCGCAGGGUGGGAGGUGGCCUGGACGGAGGGGGAGGCGCCGCUCGCUGGGAGGAGACUUGUGCGCACCCCCCCCCCCCCGGAUCCCCUUUCUCGCCGGGCUCUGGGGGACCAUGGGCGGCUGAGGGGAGCCGAGCCCCGGGCGGCCGAGCCGGCGGCCAUGGCUGAGGAUUACUGGGACCCGCAGCAGCAGCGCUGAGCCCCCUGCAGCGGCAGCCAGGCGGCCCCACCAUGGAUCGGAUGAAGAAGAUCAAGAGGCAGCUCUCAAUGACCUUGCGGGGGAGCCGGACGGCUGAGAAGAACCUCAACGAGCAGAUCAACAUCGAGGAGAACAACAGCAGUGACACCGGCCUGGCGGGGAAGAGCGGGCGUCCCUGGGGCGCCUCGCGCAGCGUCUAUUCCUUCCUGCAGCGCCGGCCGCGCCCGGGCGUGACCCGCAGCCUGAGCGCCCACCUCGCCCGUGCCAGCCGACUAGAGAUGGUGCAGGAGGACGUGAAGAUGGGCUCCGACGGGGAGAGCGACCAGGCGUCCGGCACCUCGUCCGACGAGGUCCAGUCCCCCGUGCGGGUCCGCAUGCGCCACAGCUCGGCCCGCAAGAUCUCCUCCGAGGACAUCAACAAGCGGCUCUCGCUGCCAGCCGACAUUCGCCUGCCCGAGGGCUGCCUGGAGAAGCUGGCACUGAACAGCCCCUUGUUCGACCAGCCCCUCAGCCGGCGGCUGCGCCGCGUCUCGCUGUCGGAGAUCGGCUUCGGGAAGCUGGAGACCUACGUGAAGCUGGACAAGCUGGGAGAGGGGACGUACGCCACUGUCUACAAGGGCAAGAGCAAACUGACCGACAACCUGGUGGCGCUGAAGGAAAUCCGCCUGGAGCACGAGGAGGGGGCGCCCUGCACGGCCAUCCGCGAAGUGUCCCUGCUGAAGGACCUGAAACACGCCAACAUUGUCACCCUGCACGACAUCAUCCACACGGAGAAGUCGCUGACCCUGGUCUUCGAGUACCUGGACAAGGACCUGAAGCAGUACCUGGACGACUGCGGCAACCUCAUCAACAUGCACAAUGUCAAGCUCUUCCUCUUCCAGCUGCUGCGGGGCCUGGCGUACUGCCACCGCCAGAAGGUGCUGCACCGCGACCUCAAACCCCAGAACCUGCUCAUCAACGAGCGGGGCGAGCUCAAGCUGGCCGACUUCGGUCUGGCGCGGGCCAAGUCCAUCCCCACCAAGACGUACUCCAACGAGGUGGUGACGCUCUGGUACCGGCCCCCCGACAUCCUGCUGGGCUCCACCGAGUACUCCACGCAGAUCGACAUGUGGGGCGUGGGCUGCAUAUUCUACGAGAUGUCCACGGGCCGCCCGCUCUUCCCCGGCUCCACCGUGGAGGAGCAACUGCACUUCAUCUUCCGCAUCCUUGGGACCCCCAACGAGGAGACGUGGCCGGGAAUCCUGUCCAACGAGGAGUUCCGAUCCUACAACUACCCCAAGUACCGGCCCGAGGCCCUGCUCAAUCAUGCGCCCAGGCUGGACAGUGAUGGAGCCGACCUGCUGGGCAAACUGCUGCAGUUCGAGGGGCGGAAGCGGAUGUCAGCGGCCGAGGCCAUGGGGCAUCUCUUCUUCCACUGCCUGGGCGAGCGCGUCACCAAGCUCCCGGACACCACGUCCAUAUUUGCACUAAAGGAGAUUCAGCUACAGAAGGAGACAGGGCUGCGCUCGGCUUCCCUGCCUGACUCAGCUGGGACCCCCCAUCAGGGGGGAGAGAGGACCACCUGCUGCAGCCCUGCUAGGGCCCUUCCCGCUCAGGAUGGGGGUGAAGCUUCCCCCUUGAAGACUUCCCCCCCGGGCCCUGCCGCCCCCCGCCCCGGCUGCGCGGUGAAUGCUCUCUCCUCUCCCGCAGGGGGCGCCGCCUUCCGGGUAGUGGACACUGAAUUUUAGCCUUCGGGUCAGUGAACGGGCAGAACCGACGGCCCAGCUUACUGUUGUGACCCUGCCGAGCCACAGUGACGUGGGAGGGGCAGGGGCUGGACUGACAUAAACCCGCCCCCCCCCCCGCCCCCAGCCGGGACUCUGCCCCUUUGGGUUGGACGCCGCCUUCGGGGAUGGGACUCGGGCCGUGCCCUGGGGCUGGAGGGGCCCGAUCCCCUUCCGGGGGGGGUGGCGCCGGCUGGACGGCACAUGCCCCCCCCAUGUUUAAGUUUUAUUUUUUCAAGGCAAUAUUAUAAAUAUAGAGAAAUAAUCUAUAGCCCCCCCCCCCUCGCCGGGAGGGAUGGGCAUGGGGGGGGCAGCCCCCCGGAGUUAUGUUUCCAUGGAGAUGUGUUUGAUUCUGCCCCCUCUGUGGGGGAGGGGGCCACAACCCCUCCUGUAUCCCCCAGGUUGCGAGGUGGGGGGGUUGAUCCAGGGGGUUAUAUUCUGUCACUCGCCCCCACCCCAAAUCCUCCUCUCCUGCCACCCAGCACCCGCUGAGCUGUGGGGACAGAAGUCUUCCAGAUAUGGGGGGACUGGGGGGGGGGGGGGGCUGCUGUUACAGACGUGUGAAUGGGGGGGGUGUACCCCAGAUGCGGUAGGUCCCUUUGCAGCAGUGUGUGUGUGGGGUGCCUGACAGUCUGCAACCCCUCCGCAUUCGAGUGAUGUGUCCCUGGGGAGUCCCCUUCCCUCCCCGAACCCCAGCAUGUCCCCUUCCUGCAGGGCUUAGCUCCGCCCCCACGUCCUGCUGGGUCGGCAUGUGGGGUGAACACUGGCUGACUCAAGUGAGUUCAGUGGGGCGGCUGCCAGCUCCCCUUCCCCACUUAGUACUCAGGGCUCAUGUGGGGCCAGCUGCACCUUUCUCCCCACCUUACUUUUGGCACUUGGCCCUUACUCUGCUCCUACUCCCCUGUUACUCAGCUACUACUUCCAUGUUACUCAGUCCUUAGUCUAGCCCUGUUUCUGUGUUACUCAGCCCUUACUCCUACAGUACUUGGCCCUUACUCUGUCUCUAUUUCCAUGUUACUCAGCCCUUACUCUGACCCUACUUCCAUCUUACUCAGCUCCUACUCUCAAGUUGCUCAGCCCUUACUCUGCCCCACUCAUGUUACUCUACCCCUAUUCUCAUGACACUCUCCUCCAACUUCCAUGUAACUCUUCCCCACUCCCAUGUUACUCAGUCCCUUACUCAGGUCCUACUCACACAAUACUGUCUAUACUCCCAUAUUACUCAGCCCUUACUUGACCCCUACUCAGAUGAUACUUAGCCACAUUCAGUCCUUACACAAAUGUUACUUGGCCCCUACUCACAUCUUGUUCAGCUCUUACUUGGCCCCUACUCAACCCCUACUCAAAUCUUACACAGUCCCUUGGUGCCUUAUUUGGCUCCUAUUCAAAUGUUACUCAGCUCUCACUCAACCCCUCCUGAGAUCUUACUCGGUCCCUCCUCAGCUGUUACACAACUGUUAGCCUGUAGUCAGCCCCUAGGAUGCUCCUGGCUCAGCCCCUCCUCAGUCACUUCCCAGACUCUCUGCUCAGUCCUUGCUCCCGUCCCUAGUCAAUACUUAGUCCUUAUUCAGAUGUUACUCCACAACUUCUCACUCCUAACUCAGCCCCUACUCGACUGUUACUCUCUACUCAGUGCUUAGUCCAUGCUCAGGUGUUACUUGGCCUGUUCUGCCUUCCCUCAAACAUUAUUCUGUGGCUACUGAGGUCCUACUCACCUGUUACUCCAGUCCCUGCUCAAACCUGACAGUCUUUAUUCAGACAUUACUCCAUCCUUACUUGAGCUUUACUCUGUCCUGAGCUGGUUGCUCACACAUUACUUGGUCCUUACUCCAUAAAUCCAGAAGGGGGUCUGAGUAUCAUGGGGUGAUCUGAAGUAACAGAAAUGAAAUUCACUAGGCCACAGCGAGGGGGAGUAGGAAGAAUUUUGACCUGGGCAUGCGGGACGCUCCCAGGGUGACGCUGAACCCCCAGGGUGCCACAGCCCUGAAAAUGGCUGGUGCAAGGCUAGGACGGUGUGGGCGAGGAAUUUCCAUCACAGACAGAGUCUGCGCCCAGCGCUGGCCACCUGUGUUGUAGACCACGCAGGCUGAGGUGGGCCCCCCGGUCUCUCCGUAAAUCCGUGGGGAGGACAAGGAGGGGCUGGAGCAGCAGUGAGGGGCAGACACCCUGGCUAGUGGGAUGCUCUUGCUGACUCAGGACAGGAUGGGCCUGAGCUCCUGGGGUAGCAACACUAGCUGCGACUGGAACUACUGGCCCGGGCAGCCCAUCCAGUCCUGGGCAUUUACUCGUAUGAUACUCGGCCAGCCCCUACUUGAUCUGGUUUUAGUUUUUACCCAGUCUUCAGUCCAAUGUUACUCUGGCCAGACAUGUUACUCAGUCACUGCUCUGGAUUUACUCCAUCCCUACUCCUGUUACCCUGCCUGUACUCAGCUGUGAGUCCCUACCCAGCCCUUCUCAGUCUUAGCCUAGAUAUUGCUCUGUCUUUACUCAAAUGCUGCUCUGCCCCUGCUAAGUCUUAUCUUAGAUGUUACCAGCCCUAAUGCAAAUGUUACUUGGUCCUUCCCCAAACAGUACUCCAUCCUUACAGUCCCAAUUUAGUUGUUGUUUAGUCCUUACUCAGAGUAAUCUGACCGUACUAAAAUGUUACUACCACCUUACUCAAACACUACUUGGUCCGUACUGAAACACUACUCCAUUGUUUCUCAAAUGUUACUCAGUCCCUAGACAGUCUUACCCUUAGAUAUUACUUAUUUUUACUCAAAAGUUAUUAAAUCCUUACUCAGUCCUGAAUCAAAUGUUACUUGGUCCACACCUAGCCCUUACUUUGGCUUAGUUGAUUUGCUACUCCUUCCUUACUCAAAUGUUACUCGGUCCCUUUCCAGCACCUGCUCAGUCAUGGGUACUCAGUCCUUAAUCAAACACUACUCAGCUACUACUCUGUCCUUACUCGUUACUCAGGCAAAUCCCUCCUUGUCCCUGCUCUAGUCCAGCACUGCUCAGGAUUGGAUCCUGCAUCCCCUUCCAGCUCCAUCCUGCAGCCCCCUGCCCCGCACUCCUUGAUGGACCCCGGCCAGGCUGUCCCGCCCAGAGGGCUCUGUGUGCUCCUGGCUCCCCCUAGUGGCUAGGAAGGAUCAACUGCAGUUGGAAGGGCCAAGCCUUUAACUCAGGGGUAAAGGCCGGGGGUUGGAACCCUGCUGUGGGAGUGUCAGUUUAAAGGCGGACCCUCUAUCCCCCAGGCAGUGCGCCCCCUCCAUCUCUCUCUCUAUAUAUUGUGUGUGUGUGUGUGCGUGUAUAUAUGUACAUAUCUAGCCUUUUUUAUAUGCAGCAUGUAGUGCUUGUGGGAUGGAAUGUCUUUCCCUGGAAGAGCCAUACCCAUAGUAAUAAAAAUGACGAUACCCCCCCAGCUGAGCUGCAGCCACCUCUGGGGCGGGGCAGCGGGGAACGGCCUCCCGUAAUGCUGCAUGAGGAAGGCUCGGCCGCCGCUGAGAUGUAGCCAGCUCUCCUCGUGGAUCAGAAUGAUCCCCCCCCCAUUCCCCUGUUCCCCCCUCUGCCCCCCCUGCUCUGACCCAUAAGACUAAAGGUGUCGAAGUGAGAGUCCCUGGGUGGGGUGGUGUCUGUUUUCUCUUUCUCUGCUGGGCACCUGGCAAGGCUGGGGCCUGGGGAGUGUCAUCGAGAUGCUGUGGUGGGGGCGGUGCCAGUGGGGUGGGUCAGUGGGUGGGUUUGGUCUGGGAUCCAUUCCUGGCAGGUGGUGGGUUUUCCUGUGGGGAACUGGAUCCCUGUGCACAGAAGAGGGAGGGAUCCCAGCUGUGAACCCUGCAUGGAGGGGGAAUCCCACAUCAGAUCCCUUCAUGAGUAGGAGGGUGGGAUCCUGGACUGGAGAGGAGGGGGCAGGGCUAACACCAGAUCCCUGGUGGGGAGGAGGGCGGGAUCCUAGAGUUGGAUCCCUGCGUGCAGAAGAAGGUGAUCCCAUAAUGGAUCCAUACAGGUGGAGGAAAGAGGUAUCUUGGAGAGUAGGGGAUCUCAGAGGAUCCCUGGGCAGUGAGGAGGAGGUUGCCAGAGUAGAUCUGUGCAUGGAAAGGGGGACCCUGGACUGGAUUUCCAUGCCUGGGAGGCCCUGCAGUGGUUCAGAGUGGAUUCAGUAGGGACAGAGUCCCCUCCCCUGCCAGCUGUGUCCUCCCCAGCCCUGUAGAUGGAGGUGGAGUCUCUGUGACAGGGGGGCUUUGGCUCAGCAGGAAAAGGGUUAACCUGCCUAUACAUAUCAAUGUUUGAGGGGGGAGGGCUGUAUCUGAGCUGCGUGGGAGACGGAGCCUCCCUCGUUUUUUGUCUGGGGUGAGAGACUGUUCUGCAUUCAAUGUAUGGAAAUUAUUAAAGUCUCCAUGGAA